UCCAAACCCCAAUCCACUAGGUCAGUUUUAUUCUUCCCGUUUUACAGAGAAAGACAAGAAAGGUUAAGUCACAUAGAUGGAACAGGCUGAUGCCAGAAUGGACACCCUCAACUUCCUCAGCCGCCCCCAGGUUGACUCCAUCACCGAGAGCCAGGGUCCCAGUGCCCCCAGGCUCUAGGAGCUGCUAUUUGGCUGGGGCUCCCAGGAGAAGGUGAAGCUUAAUGAUUUAUGGGUGAUUAGCUGCAAGAAUGCAAACGCAGAAGACACAAACCUUUAUGCCCUGGAAAUCUGUCACAAGCCAACCAGUUGUUUUCCAUCCCUGUGAAGCAGGAGUAAUUGGAGGUCUGACAGAAGAACUUCCCAGUUACCACAAGGAGCAGCACUCAUGCACUCUUAGUUUUGUGUGAGGUAUUGCCCCUGCCUUGGUCAACAGUUUGAGUCAGAGAGAGGGGCACUGGGCACAAUCCCCACCAGAGGUUCCCAUUCACAAGACCCCGUGGGGGCUGGGAGAGGCCCUGGGGCAGCAGCCCUGGGGUAACCAAGGGAACAAACACGGAAAACCAGGGACGUCAGUCCUUAUCUGGAGCUCAUUAAAUGGGGAACAUCAGUCAGCUGUGAAGGCUAAGAUAGGGUGAUAGGCACGUGGGUGGGCUGGGAUGGGGCAUGGGGGCAGAGGCCGCCAUGGAGAAGCAGUAUUGGCCUCAACAACUCCACCUCCCCACCACGUGCCCAGAUCCGGGAUGGAAGUACCCUAUAAAUGCCCACAACCCAGCCUCCCCAGAGGCCUUGAGAAAGAGAGCGGUAGAGAGCGAAAGAGAGUGCCCAGAGCCUCCUGGCCCUGAGACGGCCGGGCCAGCCACGCAGGACUCCGCAGCAUGUGGGAGCUCCGCUCCAUAGCCUUCUCCAGGGCCGUGUUCGCAGAGUUCCUGGCCACACUCCUCUUCGUCUUCUUUGGCCUCGGCUCGGCUCUCAACUGGCCACAGGCCCUGCCCUCUGUGCUACAGAUCGCCAUGGCAUUCGGCUUGGGUAUUGGCACCCUGGUACAGGCUCUGGGCCACGUAAGCGGGGCCCACAUCAACCCAGCCGUGACUGUGGCCUGCCUGGUGGGCUGCCAUGUCUCCUUUCUCCGAGCCACCUUCUACGUGGCUGCCCAGCUGCUGGGGGCUGUGGCUGGAGCCGCUCUGCUCCAUGAGAUCACGCCAGCAGACAUCCGCGGGGACCUGGCUGUCAAUGCUCUCAGCAACAGCACGACAGCUGGCCAGGCGGUGACUGUGGAGCUCUUCCUGACGCUGCAGCUGGUGCUCUGCAUCUUUGCCUCCACCGAUGAGCGCCGUGGAGAGAACCCGGGCACCCCUGCUCUCUCCAUAGGCUUCUCCGUGGCCCUGGGCCACCUCCUGGGGAUCCACUACACCGGCUGCUCUAUGAAUCCCGCCCGCUCCCUGGCUCCAGCUGUCGUCACUGGCAAAUUUGAUGACCACUGGGUCUUCUGGAUCGGACCCCUGGUGGGCGCCAUCCUGGGCUCCCUCCUCUACAACUACGUGCUGUUCCCGCCAGCCAAGAGCCUGUCGGAGCGCCUGGCAGUGCUGAAGGGCCUGGAGCCGGACACGGACUGGGAGGAGCGCGAGGUGCGGCGGCGACAGUCGGUGGAGCUGCACUCGCCGCAGAGCCUCCCACGGGGCACCAAGGCCUGAGGGCCGUCAGCGGCCUCUACGGCCCCGAUGGACGCGUGUGAGGCCCGAGGCAGAAGGGCCCACCCCGUCCCUCCUCUCCCCCAGGUCUGAAGUUGGCCCCCAGCGCAGAGUAGCUGCUUCCUGUACGUGCGCGCCGAGGCCAGUGCUGUGAGCAGGCGUAGACGAGGCUGCCGGAGGGAGCCCUGAGCCUGGCAGGCCCCCUGCCCUGAGGCUGUGAGCAGCCAGUAGUGGAUCCUCCAGCCUUUUGCAGGGAACUGGGAACUUGGGGGACUGAGCUGGGGAGGGAGGCAGGUGGGUGGUAAGAGCGAAACUCUUGAGAGCCUGCACCCAGGUACCGGGUAGGGAGUGUACAGACCCCUGCCUUGGGGGUACUGGAAAGAGUGCAACUGGUUUUAUUAGUGUGCAAGUGUGUUCAUCCCCGAGUUCUCCUUUGUCCUCACAUGCAGGGUUGUGCAUGCCCCUGAGUGUGAACAGGUUUGCCUACGUUGGUGCAAGUGUGCACGGCUGGGGAAUUCUCACUUCCCCUUGCACCCCUUCCUCCCCAACCUGCAAUAAAUCCACUUCUGCAGUGGAUGAGUGUGGGUGCCAGUCAUCCUCAGGGGAAGGGAAGGAGGCCACUUUGAGAGGGCUGAAGGGAGGGCCUUGAUUUCCAGCUGCAAUCUGGCUCCUCCUGGAAAAUGUCCCCUACCUGCAGCGCUGGGCCCCAAGGCUUGCCAAGACUCAUUGCUGGAGGUAGAGAGGUGUCAACCAGAGAACAGCUCCCCUAGAAAUGGCCUCUGGAAAAAGGAAAUCUUUGGUGACCAAAGAUUUCCUUUCUGUGGUGAGGGAGAACCUCUCCAAAGAGAAAGCAGGCAUAUGAGUGUGCACACCUUCACGUGUGUGUACGCUGUGUGUGCCCAGGACCCCCGUCUCCAGGGGUGCCCCAGAUCCAGAGAUUAGCCUCCCACUUCGGCAGAGAAAACAAAAGCGCUUUGUGGGACCCGGGCCUUUGUCUUGGGAGAGGGGGAGAUUUGCAACUAGACACUUCUUGAAAGGAGACACUCACUUUCCCAAGUCAGCCCUCUUGCCCAGCACACACCUAUGGCUGGCUGGGCAAGGCACUCAGGCAUGCAACCAUGGGCACCAGGCAACACCCCUUCAUCACCCAUCUCAUUCUCCCCAGUCCUCGGGCAGCAGCUCCUCCGCCCCAGGAACCUCUGUUCCUUCUCUCUCUGCCUCUCCACAGCCUGUGAUUCCCUGCUUCUGGCUCCUACCACUGAACAGUCAUUGUGGAUAGAGCAGCCUGUUGCGCUCAGGACCAGGGAAGGGAAAUGACUUCUCCAGGCAGAGGCAGAUCUGAGUCUAGAACCCAGGCUUCUAAAUUUCUAGGCCAGUAUGACUGUUCUCAAAUGAGAUUAACCAGGAUUAAGUGAGAUGACGCAUGUAAAGAUGCUGUGUAAACUGUAAUUCUUAAUACCAUUAACACGCAUUACUAGAAUCAUUUUCAUUAUUUCUGCUUCCUGGGGGAAGGAUGCAGAAGGAGUUUGAUGCUCAACAUCCCUUACCUCCUUUCACUGAUGGCCAAAGCAAAGGAGAGUCCUGGGAGCCUGCAAGAUCCAGGCAGAAGGAGAUGGGUUUGGGGCUGGCCCCAUCCUGGUCCAGCCUCUUAACCUCUCCUUACCCUGCAUGUGUGCCCUAUCUUUUCUCCCACCUCCUUCCUCCCACCACCCAGCCCCAUCCAUUCUCUCCUUCCCUCUCCAGCCUGCUGUAUAAGUAAUAUGUGGGUCAUACCUUGAAGCCCCCACCCUCAUGCUCUCUGUGGCCUCCAUGCCUUCAAGACUUCUGUCUAUAUCUAGCUCACACUGCACCAAGCACCCACUGUGCACCAGGCACUGAGUCUCUAGCCUCUUUCUCCCUUCUGCUUCCAUCCAAGAAAGACAGUGUAUAAGGAACAUCUCUGUAAUUGUGUCCCCUCUGAUCUAUGCUCUUUACUGUCUUCCUUGACCAAAGCUCUCUUUGAGGUCAAAAAAAGGCUGCCCCAGGCCAUAGGUGCUAUGGAGAGGACUCUCCCAAACCCCCAAUAGCUAGUGACAGCCACUUGGCCUCACUACCAGAAGAGUGGGGGAGUCAGAAACCAAAGUGACCUCCACAGCUGUCCUCCUGGCACCUGAGUGUCCUUGCUCUAGAGGUUCAAAGGCAGCAAGGCAGUGAGCUAUGAGCCUAUCAUGGAUGUGUCUCAGGCACCUCGUCCCCACCCCACCUACCCCAACAAACUCCUCUAGAAGAAGCCAAGAAUUUAUCUCUAUGUCUGUUUCACUUCUUGGAUUGCAUCUCCCCCAAAACUAAAUAUGAAAUCCCUACCACUUCCAACUUCUAUUGCCCAUUGGGGUCAGAGGUCAAAAAAGGAUUCCAAGUGAUGGAACUCCAGGGGUGAAGGGAAAUUGGCAGUUCCUGGCAUCUCUUAUGUACCAGCUGCUGUGCUGGGUGCCUUGCAUGCAAGGGUUCAUCUAAUCUUCCUCAAACUUCUGAUAGGUUAGGGAAGGACAAAGGCCCCCAGCCAUAAAGAGUUUUGCUAUUUCCAAAGCUUCCCCUUAUCAUCCCCUGUGAUUAUCUCCCAACCUUGUGACAAAGGUAGAGCAAAUAUUGUUCUUCCCAUUUUACAGGUUCAGAAACCAAGGCUAAGAGACUGGUCUAAAGUCUCACAGGUUCUUUGUCCUGUCUACCCUGCUGCCCUCGCCAAGGUUCUCUGUCCACUGCAAGACAGUGGGUUGGGUUGGAAAGGUCUAGCCAUGUGUUCUGGCUUCUGCAAGGGCCUCCCAGGAGGAGCCUAGGAUUUGCCUCAGUGGAAAAAUCAUGGGAUUUUGCAUAAAAAGCUCUGAGUUCAAGUCUUGGCUCCACUAUACACUACCUGUGGGGCUGGUUUCUGCCCUUGAAGAGCACCUGGUUAGUCAGAGAACGGAGAUCACUCACACCAAACCAUACAGGCAGGGCAGCGUGGAGACAGGUGGACAGACCUCCAGGUCCCCAAGCUGGGCACAGAGAAGGUUGUGAGCUGUCCCAUACUCCCACUUUGUACCAAAUGACUUUGCACCUGCAAAUGGUGCUUCAAUGUUGUUUUGUAUCUUUAAGCUGUGAUGUUGUAUAUAUAUGAUGCCUCCCAGCUAAACUGUAAGCCCUUUGGGGACAGGGCUGCUUUCAGUUCUUAGAUGGCAUUCUCCUAUCUACCUUCCUUCAACUGCUCUGCAUAUAAUAAGCACUCAAUAAAUGCUCAUUUGCCAAUAA
Molecule: messenger RNA, 4952 nt
Organism: Chlorocebus sabaeus (green monkey)
Lineage: Eukaryota; Metazoa; Chordata; Mammalia; Primates; Cercopithecidae
Gene: AQP2
Product: aquaporin 2
Biological process (GO): transmembrane transport; water transport
Cellular component (GO): apical plasma membrane; plasma membrane
Molecular function (GO): water channel activity
Source: RefSeq, a predicted model, not a curated record